AUGCGACUAAACGGGAACCUUCGUUGGGUCGUCUUCUUUCUGCCGUUUUCCCACCUACUCCUCGUCUGUGGGCGCUCCCUGUGCACCGUUGUUGCCGCCUCCAUCGCACAUUCCGAUGGAGGUGCUGGGAAUCCCCCACUUCUUCCCCCUGCAGAUGCCUCAGGCGCUUCGGCCAGACGCCUCCCGCCACCGCUAGGCUCGCGAGAAGAACCAGGGCGAACUCGCUGGCCUCGUCCUCCGCCGGACGCGCCCUCCCGCGCUGUCGAGCUGUUUGAAGCCGUGCGGCAACCCGAUUCGGAUGAAGAGUCGCGAAGCGACCUGGAGAACGGCUAUGGGGCCGAAAACCUCGUCGCAUUCGGCCGGCGGCCUGGCAGCCUGCCGCGCGGAGGAUCUGUCUCUCUCCGCGGUGGCUUUCUAAACCCGCCAGCGUGGACUUGGCCCGACUGCUUUCUCCGUCAGCUGCCCCGCAGACAGCGAGGCGAGCCGGCGACUGGACGAGGACGGAGCAAACGGUGCCACUGUCGCGGGGAUGCGGUUGCUCCAGGAAUCUACUGCAGCAUCAUGUGCGCGCAGAUGAAUGCCCACAUGAAGGCGCGAAGCACCCUGCCACAGAAAACGGGCGAAACAGCUGACGCAGCCAAAGACGACAGCGCGAUCGAGGAUCGCGACACCGCAGACGAUCAGGACGUUGUCCUGCUGGAGUGGAUCAAACAGAAAAUCACCCAACACAAAGUUGUUGUCUUCGUCAAGAGCUUCUGCCCCUUCUGCCAAACCGCGCUGGAGAUUCUCAGGGACGUGGGAGUGAAAGAUCUGGGCGUCGUGACGAUUGAGAAGACUGCCUGCACGUCGCAGAUCCAAGACGUUCUCGAACGGAUGACCGGCGCCCGCACGGUGCCGCGGAUUUUCAUUGGCGGGAAAUUUUUUGGAGGAUGUUCAGAUCUGGAGGAGGCUGAGGCCGACGGCGAACUCCAGGAGAUCUUGGCGGCGGCUGCAGCCGUUUGA
This is a messenger RNA of Neospora caninum, 1002 nucleotides long. RefSeq lists its product as hypothetical. Gene Ontology annotation, cellular component: cytoplasm. The coding region runs from base 1 to 1002 and encodes 333 amino acids. Gene Ontology annotation, biological process: cellular response to oxidative stress. Lineage: Eukaryota; Apicomplexa; Conoidasida; Eucoccidiorida; Sarcocystidae. The transcript is spliced from 4 exons. The record is from RefSeq and is a predicted model, not a curated record. Gene Ontology annotation, molecular function: glutathione disulfide oxidoreductase activity.